GUAAUUGUUCGCGCCAUCUCACCUCAGUAAACGGCUUUUUCGUCCACUUUUUUUCUCAAUCACGUACAGCAAGCGUCCUGAGAUUAUUCCAAUUAUUCCAUAAGAAUAACUAUUAAGAAAAUGUAAACGAGUGAUUAUCACGUGAACAUUCAACAGUUUUACGCGUUAGGAGAUAUUAAAUAGAGUGAAUAUAGAUUUUUUAUUUUUACAUUUUGUAUCGGCGUAUCAAUAGUGGACUAACCUCCAAACAACUAUGGCGAACGUUGUUCUGGACAAGGAGACCUUCUUUCGGCGAAUGAAACGUCUUUACACAGCAUGGAAGGAAGGCGAUGUGGGGACAGACGACAGCUUCAGCAAGAUGGACUGUCUGGUAUCAGCAGUGGGUACCGACGAGGACAUUGUCUACAGCAAAUCCAUGGCUCUUCAGACUUGGCUGUUUAGUUAUGAACUAACAGACACGAUCAUGAUUCUCGCUGAUGAUUCGAUUAAUUUUCUCGCCAGCAAGAAGAAGAUCGAAUUUCUUAGGAAGGUGGAGAGUGGCAAGACAGAGGAGACCGGGGUGCCUCCAGUGAAGCUCUUUGUCAGGGACAAGAGCGACGAGGAUAAAGCGAAUUUUGCCAAGUUGAUUGAUGUUAUCAAGGGCAGCAAGAAGGGAAAGACCCUGGGGGUUUUCUCGAAGGAGAAUUAUCCUGGAGCAUUCAUGGAUGCCUGGAGGACUGCCAUAAAACCAGAGAGUUUUGAUACUGUGGAUGUGAGUGCAUCCUGUGCCUACGUCAUGUGCCCAAAGGAGGAAAUUGAAAUUCUAACAGUGAAGAAAGCGUGCCUCGUAUCAGUAGACGUAUUCACAAAAUACCUGAAAGACCAAAUAAUGGAGAUCAUUGAUUCAGAUAAAAAAGUGAAGCACUCAAAAUUAGCAGAUGGUGUUGAUCAAGCCCUGACCAAUAAGAAGUACGUGACUGGUGUGGAUGUUUCCCAAGUGGAUAAUUGUUACCCAGCGAUCAUUCAAUCUGGAGGGAAUUACACUCUGAAAUUCUCAGUGGUAUCGGACAAAAAUAAUCUUCACUUUGGUGUUAUAAUCUGUUCGUUGGGAGCUCGUUACAAAUCUUACUGCUCUAAUAUCGUGAGAACUCUUCUAGUUAAUCCUACGAAAUCCAUUGAAGACAAUUACAACUUCCUCCUGAAUCUCGAAGAGGAAAUUCUGAAGAAACUCACAGCAGGUGUUAAAAUAAGUUCUGUCUAUGACACUGGAAUUAAAUACGUGAAGAGUGAAAAACCGGAGAUGAUAGAUCACUUGACGAAGAACUUUGGUUUUGCCAUGGGAAUUGAAUUUCGAGAAUCGUCACUCCUGAUCGGUCCCAAAACUCAUGCAGUCGCCAAGAAGGGAAUGGUAUUCAAUGUCAACGUUGGUUUAUCAAAUUUAUCAAAUUCUGAAGCAACCGAUAAGGAAGGCAAGAACUACGCCCUCUUCAUAGGUGAUACCGUUGUUGUCAACGAGUCAAGUCCAGCUACUGUUCUGACGACAUCGAAAAAAAAGAUGAAGAAUAUUGGGAUUUACGUGAAGGACGACGAGGAAGAGGAGGAAGAGGAAUCGGGAAAGGAGAAUGAGCCAAAGCCUGAGAUCUUAGGACGGGGUAAACGCAGUGCUGUUAUUGAAUCCAAACUCAGGACUGAACACAGCUCUGAGGAGAAGAGGAAACAGCAUCAGAAGGAACUUGCACAGCAGUUGAAUGAAAUAGCGAAAGCAAGAUUAGCUCAACAGUCGGGUGGUAAAGAGCAGGAAAAAAUUAGAAAAUCAACUGUGUCUUACAAGAGUCUCAAUCACAUGCCCAGAGAGACUGAAGUGAAGGAAUUGAAGCUCUACGUUGAUAAGAAAUAUGAAACCGUGAUACUGCCGAUUUUUGGUACACCAGUGCCCUUUCAUAUUUCUACAAUUAAAAAUAUUUCUCAAUCUGUUGAGGGAGAUUACACUUACCUGAGGAUAAAUUUUUUCCAUCCUGGAGCAACAAUGGGAAGAAAUGAGGGAGGCAGCUAUCCCCAGCCUGACGCUACAUUUGUCAAAGAAGUCACUUACAGAUCUACCAAUACUAAGGAACCUGGUGAGAUAUCAGCACCAUCCUCCAAUCUCAAUACCGCAUUUAGAUUGAUCAAAGAGGUCCAGAAGAAAUUCAAGAAUAGAGAGGCUGAGGAGAGGGAGAAAGAGGAUCUUGUUAAACAAGACACACUCGUUCUUUCCCAGAAUAAGGGAAAUCCCAAACUCAAGGAUCUCUACAUCAGACCGAAUAUUGUCACCAAGAGAAUGACUGGUGGACUUGAGGCUCAUACCAAUGGAUUCAGAUACACUUCUGUUAGAGGGGACAAAGUCGACAUUCUUUACAACAAUAUUAAGAAUGCAUUCUUUCAACCUGGUGAUGGUGAGAUGAUCAUACUUCUGCAUUUCCACCUGAAACAUGCCAUUAUGUUUGGAAAGAAGAAACACGUUGAUGUACAAUUUUAUACCGAAGUUGGAGAAAUAACUACUGAUCUGGGAAAGCAUCAGCACAUGCAUGAUAGAGAUGAUUUAGCUGCUGAACAGUCUGAGAGAGAGCUCAGGCAUAAAUUGAAAACAGCUUUUAAGUCGUUUUGUGAGAAGGUGGAAUCAAUGACAAAGCAGGAAAUUGAGUUUGAUACACCUUUCAGGGAUCUUGGAUUUCCAGGUGCACCUUUCAGAAGUACUGUACUCCUUCAACCGACAUCUGGAUGUCUCGUCAAUCUGACGGAAUGGCCACCAUUUGUUAUUACUCUUGAGGAUGUUGAACUUGUGCACUUCGAGAGAGUUCAGUUUCAUCUCAAGAAUUUCGAUAUGAUAUUUGUUUUUAAGGAUUAUCAAAAGAGAGUAGCUAUGGUCAAUGCCAUUCCCAUGCACAUGCUGGAUCAUGUGAAGGAGUGGCUCAACUCAUGUGACAUUCGUUACUCGGAGGGUGUUCAGAGCUUGAACUGGGCUAAGAUCAUGAAGACAAUCACUGAGGAUCCUGAGGGAUUCUUUGAGAGUGGUGGCUGGACAUUUUUGGAUCCUGAGAGUGAUGCUGAGAAUGAGGAAGUCGAUGAUGAGGAGGAGGAGGAGGAUGAUGCUUAUGAGCCAACGGAUAUUGAGAGCGAAGAGGAGAGCGACGAUGACUCGGAGUAUUCGGAGGCGUCUGAAGACUCGGAGAGUGAUGAGGAGGAGUUGGGUAGCUCCGAGGAGUCUGGUAAGGAUUGGAGUGACUUGGAGAGGGAGGCUGCUGAAGAGGAUAAGGAGAGGGGAGAUGGGAGCUUUGGAAGAAAUGAAUUUCCCAAAAAGAAGUCUGAACCCUCGAGAUCGAAGGAUAAACACAGACACUCGGGGAGCUCCAAGGGAAAGGGAUCUUCAUCUUCGUCGAGGGAUAAACACAGAACGGAUCGAACGAGGAGUGGGGGUUCACAUAGAAAAGUGUCUCCUUCCAAGUCAUCCAAACACAGCCCGAAGAAGAGUGACAGACACGACAAACAUCGAUCGUCACAUUCAUCAUCUUCCAGUAAGAAACGAUCCAGGGAGGACAGCGGAGAACGCAGAAGCCCCAAAAAAUCCAGGAAAUAAUGCGGCAUGGAGACUUUCUCAGUUCGAGCGCCAUCAGGAUCAUUGCAACAGUCUCCAGUCAAAGAGUUGAUCAGGAGCCCAAUAAGCUGUACACAUUCAUUCAAAUCGAAAACAAUUAAUAUCCCAAAAAAGUUGAUUAAUCGAGUAGCAAGUCAAUCAGUUGGAUAAUUUAUUGCUCUCAGUUUAAUGUACAAAAUAAUAUUUCGCUAUCAUUUUUUUUACAAUCACUUACGACGAAGUAAUUAUUGUAAGCUGAGUUAAAUGGAUAAUUCAUUCUCAUGAAAUUUUGGUCUUAAUUGUAUUAUCAAUAAAUUUAAUAAGUUUUUCAAACCAAA
Messenger RNA from Diachasmimorpha longicaudata, 3927 nucleotides. RefSeq names its product FACT complex subunit spt16 (gene dre4). Gene Ontology annotation, biological process: transcription elongation by RNA polymerase II. The transcript is spliced from 6 exons. Gene Ontology annotation, cellular component: FACT complex. The coding region runs from base 254 to 3592 and encodes 1112 amino acids. Gene Ontology annotation, molecular function: nucleosome binding. The record is from RefSeq and is a predicted model, not a curated record. Lineage: Eukaryota; Metazoa; Arthropoda; Insecta; Hymenoptera; Braconidae.